Salvia miltiorrhiza (redroot sage) is the source of this 2961-nucleotide messenger RNA. RefSeq lists its product as uncharacterized. The record is from RefSeq and is a predicted model, not a curated record. NCBI's taxonomy places the organism in Eukaryota, Viridiplantae, Streptophyta, Magnoliopsida, Lamiales, Lamiaceae. The transcript is spliced from 8 exons. The coding region runs from base 1 to 2961 and encodes 986 amino acids.
AUGGCUGAACCUUUGGUGGGGAAUGUGAACCAGCCGCCGAAGACUGAGGCGGGUGGGCCGAGCCAGCCGGUUCCUGAGGCUAUGAGAUGUGGGCUAAAUGGAAAGAAGCCUGAAAUAGUGGGUUCCUCAUCAUCAAUGGCAGAAGAUAACCAAGUGGUGGUGACAGUUGAGAAUGAGGAGGAAGAUGAGAAUGCACCACUGAUAGGGAUGGGGGAGUGCCGGAUUUGCCAGGAGGAGGGCGGUCAUGUUGCGGUGGUUGUGGUCCCUUAUUCGAGGCCCGAGCAAAUCAAUCGUCCAACAGUUGAGAUCAGUACGUACAACAAUAUUAGUUACCUAUCGACAGUAGUCUCGAGACUAAACGAAAUUGGCGGUUUUGCACUGGAGAAUACGUUCAGGCAUGGGUGCUUUGGGAUGAUGUUGGAUUGGCAGCCGGGCCAGAAGUGCAAUGCUGCAUUGCACCAUAUUGUCUCUCGAUUGUCCUUUGGGGAUGAUCCUUUUGACCCCGAGGCUGAGCACGAUCUAAGUCGGGCUCAUACAUUUAGACAAUUUUGCCGCUCUCAGCCGGUGUCAGUGCGGGACCUGGCGGAUAUAUAUUUCGACACCGUCAAUCCAGUGGUUGACACCGACGGCGGGUUGUACCUCCGUGUGGCCCACUUGUUGGUGCUACACGCAUUUGUAUUAGGAGUGGACGUGCGCCGACCCGUGCAGUCCUGGACUUGGAAGCUGGUGGAUGAUUUGCCGGCCUUUUCCAGAUUUCCUUGGGGAUCGUGCGCGUAUAGAAGCUUGAACUACAGGUUGAAGCACAGCACAAUCAAACAGGAUUGUAAAAAGUAUCACUUCUACGGUCCUUCUUGGGCCCUAUUCAUUUGGGGUCUUGAGAAAAUUCCCUAUUUGGGCCCAGCCAUAGCAAUAUGCAAUGCGGGGGUUUACCCUAGAUUUCGGAGGUGGACGUUCGUGAAGACCAAGUUGGAUGGGUUACAGAGUUAUUUUGAGUCUCCGGAGAACGGGAUAUGGGAGAUGGUCCCCGAUGAGUACGAGGCCAAGACAUCUUACUGGCUAUCGGUGGCAGGCGUCAAUGCCGGGAUAGGGGUUCGAGUACCAGAGCCGGCAGUCUUUGGUCAUAGGCAGCCUCGGCAGCGCUACACUGGUGGGGACCACAACGAGGAUGCUCCUGAGCAUCAACCUCGGCGUCGCAGUAUGAGACAGGAUACUGGCAAGCGCCCGAGGGGACAAAUAGUGGACACCUCAUCGAGCAGCAGCCAUCACGAUCAGAGCAUUGGGGGCGAUCACCCCGUUGAUUCUGGUCGAAGGUCUCACAGUCACAGAGCCCCGAGGCCUAGGCACGAGGAUGCUCCUGCACCUUCACAAUGGAGCGAGGAGGAUUGGCAGCGCAUGCAGCACAUGAUGCGCGAGAGUGAGGAACGGGUAGCGAGGACCGUGGAGGACAGCCUGUUCAGGAGGAUUAAGAGAUAUUUCGAGGACACGUUGGAUGCUAUGCGUUGCCGAUGCUCGCAUAGCACUGAUGUUCACGUGCCCAGACCUGCUCCACGAUCUCACUCUGACAGGAGACGCGAGCCCCAGCCCGACUCCGAUCCGGCGCAGCCUACAUCCUCAGAGGCCCCAUCGCAUCACCAAUCCCCUGCACAUGAGUCUCCUGCACGAGAGGUGGGACAGACUACUGGUGAUGCCAUGCACACCCCGCAGUGGCAGCAUGAUCCGUUUGGUGGCCCGACUAGUUUUGGGCAUGUGCAGACUCCGCACAUGGGUGUCCACCACAUGCCCACAUUCGAGGCGUCCAGUUCUUAUGGUGGGCCACGCUACUCGUGGGCUGAGCCGGGCACGAGUUCAGCAUACCCUUUUGAGCCGGCCCGUUCUUCGGCUCCGAUCCUGACUCAAGAUGAGAUGCACGAGUAUUGGAAGCAGUUUAGAGGGGGAGUUUCUGAGGCAGUUUCUGAGGCAGUAGCUGCUGUUCCCCUCAGUAUUUGUGCACCGGAGGCUCCACGCAGAAGUCGCCGAGAACGGAACCCGUCGGCUGCACUUCGAUCACCAUACGUGCACAGCGCCGUGCCGAGACCCGUCGACUCACAGUAUGUUGACGGGUUUGACCGUAUGAUGAAAGCUGGCAACCGUGGCAACUACCGGACGAUGUCGAUGGCAGAGAGCGAACACCCUCUCCCGUUUAGCUUUUGGACCACUAUGCAAAACACGAGGACUGACCUCUCGUCCAAUGCUGUUGAUUGCUACAUGAUGACGAUGAGAUCGAGGUUGAUGAGGGGUGAUGACUUGAUAGACGGUGUUGAUGCGAGGACCACCAUCGUAUUGGAUACAGAGUUAUUCAAAUAUUUCGAUGAUGAAUUCACGCAGUUGAAGUCAGCGUGGCGGGAAAUGUUUCCCGCGAAGGCAGAAGGGCGGUUUAUAUAUUCCGACGGAGUUUUUGCUACGUGGCAACCGCAUUCCAAGAAGAUGUAUAUGGUGCAUGGGCAGGGGGUAUCUUCGACUCAUGGCGAUUGGAUGAAUGCCACAACGCUCAUUUUGCCUAUACAUGUGUGUGGACGUUACAUUACAUGCCGAGUGGAUUUGCUGAGUGGAGUUUGCGACAUCUUCGAUUCGCAGUUGUUCAAGACCAUGCCGCAGCCGCGCUUCGAUGUGAUCGCCGCCCUAUAUCCGCUGCAGUGCCUGUUGGGUAAGAUGCUUGAAGUGUCCCAGUGGUUCGCAAGGACCACGAUUGUCGACAACCCGUUGGAAAACCUCCAAUGGCGAAGGUUGACAAUCCAAUAUGCCGACGAGAAUGAGCAGUUUCAGCAGCCAGAUCAAUGCAGCUCCGGUGUUUUUGCGUGCAUGUAUGUGGAGCGUCUGAUAUCAGGCUCGCCGAGCCUUGCGUGGGGCAAUGGGCACGCCGCCGACUAUAGGCGCAAGAUAGGCAGUAGCAUCUACGAGUUUUACAUCCCCGCAUCGAAAUAG